UACGUAGUCUGAGUAAGCCGAGGUCAUGAGCCGUGGUAUAAUGUGGAAAGGGUAGAGAGGCUUUCACUUUUUAAGCAUAGUGUGUAGCGACAACGCGAAUCAUACACGAUUACAGUAUUUUACACGACACUAGUAUAUUAAGUACAAGGCUUAUACUAUCGCAGUCUAUUUAAAGAUCAAUAAAGUCUGCUCAAAGUUGUGGUCUGUACUAAGUGCGAAAUGGGCAAAACAGUUCCACGGGAAUCGUGGGCACCAUCAGUCUGUUAGUUAACACCGUUCCGGUUAAAUUGUGUUUUUAGACUUAAUUAAGGUGUUUUGUGGCCCGGGGUUGUGUGAUGGCGUUGAUGGAGGCGGGGAACACACCUCACACUCCCCGUGGUCCAGUCUGUACUUAUGAUCGUCCCAGGAUAGCCUCACCUUUAGUGCUUGAAAUGCAGGAAUGGUUCCGCGCGAACGGCAAAACGCGGGAAUUCUCGGCGCACAGCGCUAAGGUGCACUCUGUGGCGUGGAGCAGCGAUGGACGCCGACUGGCAUCGGGAUCUUUCGAUAAAACAGCCAGUGUGUUCGUACUAGACAAAGAUCGACUGGUGAAGGAGAACAAUUACCGGGGACAUGGUGAUAGCGUAGACCAGCUGUGUUGGCACCCUUUCAAUCCAGACCUUUUUGUUACUGCAUCGGGGGACAAAACAAUCCGUAUCUGGGAUGUCAGAUCUGGAAAAUGUGUCGCCCCUGUGAACACUAAAGGAGAGAACAUUAAUAUCUGCUGGAGUCCUGAUGGACAGACUAUUGCGGUUGGGAAUAAGGAUGAUGUGGUAACCUUCAUUGAUGCAAAAACCUAUCGAUCCCGUGCAGAAGAGCAGUUCAAAUUUGAAGUGAAUGAAAUCUCAUGGAACAACGAUAACAGCAUGUUCUUCCUUACGAAUGGCAAUGGUUGCAUCAAUAUUCUCAGUUAUCCUGAGCUAAAGCCAGUGCAGUCCAUCAAUGCUCACCCUUCCAACUGUAUCUGCAUCAAAUUUGACCCCACAGGAAAGUAUUUUGCAACAGGGAGUGCAGAUGCCUUGGUCAGCCUGUGGGAUGUGGACGAGCUGGUGUGUGUGCGGUGCUUCUCAAGACUUGACUGGCCAGUGAGGACCCUGAGUUUCAGUCAUGAUGGCAAAAUGUUGGCAUCUGCUUCGGAAGACCAUUUUAUUGAUAUCGCUGAAGUGGAAACAGGUGACAAACUCUGGGAAGUGCAGUGCGAGUCUCCAACUUUCACCGUUGCCUGGCAUCCCAAAAGACCACUUUUAGCCUUUGCGUGUGAUGACAAGGACACGAAGUAUGACAGCAACAGAGAAGCUGGAACUGUUAAAUUAUUUGGACUUCCAAAUGACUAACUGCAUUAAACUGAAUGCUUCUUUGAGUUUGGAGAAGGAGCUGCCACUCUGACUUUGUUACAAGGGAUGCUUUUUUUUUUUGUUUUGUUUUUACUGUAACCUGCAUUCAUAUCAUAUUGAACAAUUCAUGUCUGCUAAAACUAUUUAGUGCUACCAUUUAAACAUCCAUUCCUGAGAGAACUCCUCUCAUCAGUCUGUGGACUGUGUAAGUAAAGUGUAUUUUGUAGGCUUUUUGCCCUGACAUAGCUGGGUGGUUGCCUGAAUAUGCAGUUUUUCUGUCAUGUUAGCACAUGCCUUCAACCUGUUGGUUUCAACAUCUGCGCUGCAGUUUUUUGAAUGCACGAGUAGUAAUUAACAGCGCACUGUUUCCCAAGCUGAAAGUGUUUCCCCCCUUUUAAAGCAGAAUAUUAUUUAAUGCACCAUUGAUGGAGACCCCAUGUCUGAGUGUUUGGGUUUAUGGCCUCUACCUCAUUUUUAAAGCUAGUUGCAGAAGAAGAGAGAACUCGAGACAGCUACAGAAUUAGCAAGUACAUUUUAGGGUUUGAUUGUAGAAUUUCAUUCUUGACAGAAGAGUAAUUUAACAUUUCUGAUCUUCUAGGCAUGAAAAAGAACAAGGCUUUCAGAAGUGCCACAGUGUGUAAAUACCACUUUGGAAGUGAAUUUUGACAGCAUUGUUUACAUCUGUAAACUAAUGGAGUUGGGAGGAAUAAAUUAACUUUGUUAGUAGAUAGUGGGAGGUUAACCAUGUAUUACAUUUCAUUGUGUUUGAUGUGUCUUGGCUUUUGUAGUGCCGGGAUCCUGGAGAUAAGAUAGUGGGUAUCUAAUUUUGCUGUACAUUGUGCAUUUCUUGAGUAAUUGAUUCUGUUCCUUUUAUUACUGUUUGAAAUAGUUGUGUGAUUAUUUUAAAUCAUCGAUUAUGUAAGAGACUCCUCUCCAAGAAUACAAUGUUAGGUAUGCCA
Messenger RNA from Protopterus annectens (West African lungfish), 2332 nucleotides. RefSeq names its product THO complex 3 (gene THOC3). Gene Ontology annotation, molecular function: protein binding. Gene Ontology annotation, cellular component: THO complex part of transcription export complex. The transcript has 6 exons. The record is from RefSeq and is a predicted model, not a curated record. Gene Ontology annotation, biological process: mRNA export from nucleus. NCBI's taxonomy places the organism in Eukaryota, Metazoa, Chordata, Ceratodontiformes, Protopteridae. Bases 336 to 1373 code for a protein of 345 amino acids.